AUGAGCGGCAACAAACAGGCGAAAAAUAAGAGCGGCGACAAAGAUGAUAACGGACAAAACAGCGAGGACCUGUAUCCGCUAGCACUUUUGAUGGAUGAGCUGAAGCAUGACGACAUUGCCAACCGAGUGGAAGCGAUGAAAAAACUCGACACAAUCGCACUAGCGCUCGGACCGCAGAGAACGCGCGAUGAGCUGGUUCCUUUUUUGACGGAGGUAGCUCAAGACGACGAAGAUGAAGUUUUUGCCGUCUUAGCAGAGCAAUUAGGCAAGUUCGUGCCGUUUAUUGGCGGUGCGAAGUUUGCGACACUACUGCUGCCAGCGCUGGAGAUCCUUGCAUCAACCGAAGAAACCUUGGUCAGAGAUAAAGCGGUUGAGUCUCUAAACAACAUCGCACAAGAAUUGUCGGAAGAGCAGCUCUUCCAUGACUUCAUUCCUCUCAUUGAGCACUUAGCCACUGCCGAAUGGUUUUCCUCGAAGGUUUCAUCGUGCGGCCUGUUCAAGUCUGUGCUUGCUAGAGUCAAAGACGACAAGUUCAGAAAAGAACUGCUGGCUCUUUAUUUGCAACUAGUGCAGGAUGAUACCCCUAUGGUGAGACGUGCUGCAGGCAAAAACCUUCCGGUGUUGAUAGACUUGCUGACCCAAAAUCCUGAUCUUUCUACUUCCGAAGACUGGGACUACAUUUCAAGCAUGUUCCAGAAGAUUGUUAGCGAUACCCAAGACUCCGUCAAGUUUUUGGCAGUAGAUAUCCUCGUUUCCAUUCUCAAAUUUUUCAACACGAAACAUGACACAACUCACUCAAAGGACCUCUUGCGCUCCGCUAUUCAGCUGAUCACUGAUGAGGCUUGGAGAGUCCGCUACAUGGCCGCCGACCGGUUUGACGACCUAGCAUCCCAGUUCAAAUCCAAUCCAGAGUAUAUUGAGGAACUUUCAGGUCCUUUCCUGGCCCUAUGCGAGGACAAUGAGAGCGAUGUCAGAAAGGGAGUUGCGAAGCAGCUCCCAGGGUUUUCUAAGCUACUUGGUGACCCUCAAGUUGUGCUGAAAAAGGUACUUCCUGCUGUGCAAAAUCUGAGCAUGGAUGAGAGCGAAAUAGUGAGAGCUUCCUUGGCCUCUGAGAUUACAAACUUGGCUCCUCUCAUCCCCAAGCAAGAUGCAAUUGACAGCCUAAUUCCCAUAUUGCUCAACAUGCUAAAGGACGAGUAUCCUGACGUGCGUCUAAAUAUUAUUGCGAAAUUGAAGGUUGUGAAUGAAGUCGUAGGCAUCGAUCUUUUAUCGGAGAGCUUGCUACCUGCGAUAACAGAGCUGGCGAAAGAUGUCAAUUGGAGGGUCAGAAUGGCAAUUAUUGAUUAUAUCCCGCUGCUGGCGGAGCAACUAGGAGUCCAGUUUUUUGACCAACAACUGGGAGAUCUGUGUUUGUCGUGGUUGUGGGAUACUGUUUACUCAAUUAGAAGCGCUGCUGUGGUUAAUUUGAAGAAUUUGACGAAGAUCUUUGGGUCUGAGUGGUCCAGCAGCAAGAUAAUUUCACGACUACUGAAGUCCGACUCCCAGCUGCUGGAGAACUUUGUGUACAGAAUCACACUUCUCUCUGCAUUAACUGAGCUAGUACCAGUAGUAUCAACCGAAGUCACAACUGAAAAAAUCCUCCCAUUUAUAAAUCACCUCGCUGAAGACUCUGUUCCUAACAUCAGAUUCAAUGUUGCGAAAUCAUACGCUGUGGUUGUUGAAAGCCUAGCCGAGGAGAAAGGCAAAUACAAGGACUUGAUAAACAAGUCUAUCAUUUCGUCCUUGGAAAAGCUUUGCCAAGACAGCGACAUUGACGUUAGGUACUUUGCAAGCCAAAGUCUGGAGAAAUGUCAAAACCUAUUGGCUUAG
Messenger RNA from Lachancea thermotolerans CBS 6340, 1869 nucleotides. It is a transcript of the gene TPD3, whose product is annotated as protein phosphatase 2A structural subunit TPD3. Bases 1 to 1869 code for a protein of 622 amino acids. Gene Ontology annotation, molecular function: protein phosphatase regulator activity. Gene Ontology annotation, biological process: protein dephosphorylation. The transcript has a single exon. The record is from RefSeq and is a predicted model, not a curated record. Gene Ontology annotation, cellular component: protein phosphatase type 2A complex; cytoplasm. Lineage: Eukaryota; Fungi; Ascomycota; Saccharomycetes; Saccharomycetales; Saccharomycetaceae.